Molecule: messenger RNA, 2691 nt
Organism: Cyprinodon tularosa
Lineage: Eukaryota; Metazoa; Chordata; Actinopteri; Cyprinodontiformes; Cyprinodontidae
Gene: tbc1d24
Product: TBC1 domain family, member 24
Exons: 8
Coding region: 286-1989 (567 amino acids)
Source: RefSeq, a predicted model, not a curated record
AAUAAUGCAUAAGUAGGCCCAUAUAAAUAGACUUUCAAACGGGACAGGUCAAACGACUUCUGCAAAAGAGUGGCUGUCAGUGUAUAUUUAAGCAGCAGUGCGCAUGCCCGACACUACUGAACGUGAACGCGUCUUCAAGACAUGCAGCCCGCAGUAACCAACAUGGGCAGGUAAUGUCAACAAGUUGUGUGCCAAAGGUUGUGUGGAGGAACAAAGGGCAUCAAUACCUUGGUGGAAACCUCCUUCUUUUCUACUUAGGCAGAGAGAAAUACAUUUUCCAUCAUCAUGGCAGAGGAGGACUAUGGCACCUUUGUGGACUGGAACCUAAUGGGCGACCUGGCCAAGAGCAGCGGGCCCACCAAGGUUGACUGUAAAGAGCUGAAAGAGUUCAAACAGAUGGCUCGCCAAGGCUACUGGGCCAAGAACCACAAACUGCGGGCACAAGUCUAUCAGCAGCUCAUCAAAUCCAUCCCCUGCCGCACAGUUACACCAGAUGCAGAGGUGUACCGUGACAUUAUGGGUGAGGCAGCCACAAAGAAGCCAUCCUCGCAUAUCUCGCUGCCAGAGUUUGUGGAUGGGAAUCCUGUGCCUGGCUACUGUCUGAAAGCAGACGCUGUGGCCUCGGCUCAUCGCAUCAUCAACUGCAUCGCGGGGCAGUUUCCAGACAUCUCCCACUGCCCGUCUCUUCCAGCUAUUACUUCACUGCUCCUCCACUUCAGUAAAGAUGAAGCUCAGUGUUUUGAACACGUCAGCCGCAUACUGGCUUGCAACGAGCCGGGGAAACGAUUGUUGGAUCAGACUUUCUUGGCCUAUGAGUCCAGCUGCAUGACCUUCGGAGACUUGGCCAACAAGUACUGCACGGCUGCUCACAAACUGAUUGUCGCCACAGCUCAGGAUGUGCUUGAGGUCUAUGCAGACUGGCAGCGCUGGGUGCUUGGAGAUCUGCCGUUUAGCCACAUGGUCAGAGUACUGGAUGUUUAUCUGGUAGAGGGCUACAAGGUUCUCUACCGUGUUGCCAUAGCCUUGCUUAAGUUUUAUCGCAAACAUAGAGCAGGAGGACAGCACCAACAGCCGCAGGACUCUGAGAAAAUAAGGUUGGAUAUUCAGGCGUUCAUCAAAGGCAUCGGCUCCACCGUCACGCCUGACAAGUUGCUGGAAAAGUCCUUCUCCAUCCGCCUAAUUAACCGCAAGGAAAUCACUCUGCUGCAGCUGACGAACGAAAAGUCCCUGCAGCAGAAAGGGAUCACUGUCAAACAGAAAAGAUUUAGGCGAAAUGUGCAGCUGGCACUUAAUCCUGAGACGUUCUCCUCAGAGAUUGUAAGCGCAAAGGAGAUGCAUGACAUCUGGUCGUGGAUCCCAGAGCGCUUCGCCCUGUGCCAACCGGAGCUCCUGUUUACCACCUCCACUCAUGGUUGCAGCAUUAAUAGGUUCUACUCUCAUUGUGAGGGCCAUGAACCCACUCUGCUCCUCAUUAGGACUACAGAUGGAGAUGUGUGUGGAGCUUUCCUGUCGACAGACUGGGAGGAGAGAAAACGUGGAGGCAACAAGUUGAGUUUCUUUGGCACAGGGGAGUGUUUUGUAUUCAGGCUGAAGCCUGAGAUGGAGCGCUAUGAGUGGGUGGUGAUCCGCCACCCUGAGUUAGCGUCUGCCAUCAGACCCGAGGGUCAGGAGAAUUCUGCCUCCUCUGAGGACCAGAAUGGAGACAAAAGCCUACAGCAGCCUGACAAACCUCUUGGAGAUCUAUCGCCGUUUCUUGCCGCUCGCCACUUCAACCUUAACUCCAAAAACACUUCCAUGUUCAUGGCUGGAAACUUCGACUCCAUCAUAGUGGGGGGUGGAGGCGACGGGAACGCUCUGUACAUCGACGCCGAGCUGAACCACGGGCACACAGGCAGGUGCACCACCUUUGAUAACCCGCCCUUGUGUAAGGAGAGCUUCCAGAUUUCCCUGCUGGAGGUCUGGGGCUUCCAGGACGCCAUGGCCCAAUAAUAGGGAGCCGGAAGUAAAAAUGCAGAUAUGCCGACAGAACAGCAUCUUCUUGGUUUUUCAUGUUUAUUUAUUGGUGUAUAAAGAUUCUAUAUUUUUGUUAAUUUUUGUAUGUCCAGAUUAUGGUAAAAACUGUGGAGGUGUUAAGGUUUCUAAUUUCUACAUUUAAGUUUAUUUCACUCUGCCAAAAGUCCUUGAUGUGCUCCAGAGAUUAUAAAACGGUUGAUAUCUAACAUUAAAUGUGAGGUGAAGUCUUCAUUAUGUGUUAAAAGGUUAAAUAUGAUGAUGGUGUCGUGUUGUUCCAGGACAGACCUGUUUGGUCCACUCCUGAUGCAUUUGUUUUCUGCACUAUUUGAUUUCCUGUGCUUCAUGUGAAGGAUGUAAGAAGAUAUAUUAUGCAAAUGCUUGUUGCUGUUUUUGCACCUCUAGGUUCAAAACCUUUUUUUUCCCUGUUUAUAUGAAUACUUCUCUGCAUAGUGAUUUAACCUCGAUGAAAUAAGUAAUUUCAUAGCCUUUUCUGCUUUUUUGGCAUUUGUGUGUUUCCUAGAAAUGGGAAGAAUUGUGUAAAAUGUUGAACCUGUGUUGAUGGGGUUACAUGUCCUGUGGCUGUAUGGAUGUCCCUCAGAGUGGAAUGUGAACAAAGUACCGUAACAAAGAAGCAAACAUGUCCUACAUUUGAGAAUACAGUAUUACCUGAAAUAUUAA